Molecule: messenger RNA, 10834 nt
Organism: Callorhinchus milii (elephant shark)
Lineage: Eukaryota; Metazoa; Chordata; Chondrichthyes; Chimaeriformes; Callorhinchidae
Gene: golgb1
Product: golgin B1
Exons: 26
Coding region: 74-9922 (3282 amino acids)
Cellular component (GO): endoplasmic reticulum-Golgi intermediate compartment; Golgi apparatus; cis-Golgi network
Source: RefSeq, a predicted model, not a curated record
UGCUGACCCGGAAGUGCGGGCGGGAUGUGUUUCCGGGGUCAGUGGUGAUGUGGCCGAGAAUCUGAGCUCAGCCAUGCUUAGCCGCUUGUCGGAUAUUGCCAAGGGGGUGAACACUGUGCUACACGAGCUGUCCGGGGAGGGCGAUGAGCAGCCGGACAGCACACCAGAGGCUGUGAGUAACAUCAACCACAUGGAGCCGGUGCUGGAGGCUGAGGUGCCGGAGGAUGUGUUGGAGAGGCUGGCACACACUGAGCAGCUGGUCGGGCAGCUCAAGGAACUGAUACGUGAGAAAGAUCUUCAGCUUCAGAGCAAUGAGGCUGCCCACAAGGGGGAGAGGGAGGUGGCGGAGGCCAGGUUGGCUAAGCUGAAGCUGCAGGCGAAGGGGAGGAUCUCAGCCCUGACCGGCCGCAUCGAGGAGCUGCAGAGUGGAACCGCUCACUCCACAACCUCACCCACAGCCACACCACCAUCGCCUGAGCCAGAGAGCGCUGAGCACAGCCCAGCGCAGACCAGCGUGGGGCAGGGAGACGCGGGGGUGCAGACUGAGCUGGACAGACUGCGGCAGGAGCUGCUGGCCGAGGCACAGAGGUGCUGGAGCCUACAGGGGAGGCUGGAGAGCACAGAGGAGCAACUGCGAGUCUGUAAACAACAGCUGGAGCUGAGGGCAGCCGAGCACGCAACACAGGUGCGAGAGCUGCAGGAGGUGAUUGAGGAGAAGGAUGUUCGCUUCCAGGAGCAGAUUCACAAACACGAGGAGGAGCUGGUCAGCCUGGCCACCGCUCCUGGGGGCUCCUCACAGCUCCAACAGACAAUAAGAUCUUUACAAACGAAGCUGGAGGAGAAGGAGGAAGCUCUUGUUGGACGGACACGAGUGGUAGAGAUGUUACAGCAGGAACUGAAUAACAGUGAGCAGAACAAUCAGGCUCUCACCGGGAGGCUACAGGCUGCUGAGGCGGCUCUGGAGGUGGAGAGACACUCAGCACAGGCACCACGGGAGGAGCACCAUGAGGAGGCUGGGGGAGAGCAGACCAGCCAGGGCCAGGCUCUGCCACAGGAGAUCAGCCCACUCCAGGAGGAGCUGGACAGCGAGAGGGCAUCACAAGCUGAGAUGGCAUUACUGCAGGAGACCAGGGUCCAUGUCCGGGAGCUGGAGGAGGAAGUGAGGUCACUGCAGACCGCUGCGAAGGAGCAGGAGGUAGCCUUGCUGAACCGUGUGGCGGAGAUGGAGGAGGAGAAGGGGAGUUUGCUGCUGAAGGUUGUGGAGUUUGAGGAGGUCCGAGCUGAGAAUGAGAGCCUGCGUGGCCGGGUGAGGGAGCUGGAGGAGCAGAGCGAGAGGAACGCAGUGCCAGAAGAUCCCGAUCCCAACCAGGCUGGAGCAUCUGACGCCAUGACCCUGGAGCCCACAGAGUCAGAGCCUGUCACCAGAGCCCCGUCUCCUGGGGUCACAGGACACAUGGAGCAAGUCUCCACAGAGGAGACGGGAGAUCGUGCUGUCGAUGGGGGAGCAGAGGGAGAAGGAGGUGAAGCGGAGGCCGGGAGCGAUCAGCAGCCCAGAGACACGUGCAAUUUGAUAUCUUCACAGAGGAGCGUUUGUGAGAAGGAUCAGGAGCUGGGGGAUGUGCUGCACAGACUGGCUGAAGCCCAGGAGCUGAUACUGAGGCUCAGGUUGGAGUUGGAGGAGAGGACUGGGGGUGUGACAGCCUCCGCUGUGCGGGAGAUGGAGAGAGGCUCUGCUUCACUACUAGACGUUUGCGGAGAACAGAUGGGAUCAUGCGAGGCUGUGGUGACUAGCCCGGUGGGAGCAGUGGAAGGAGGGAACGUUUGGGCCAGGGAACAGGAGGAGAGCAUUACCACUGCUGUCCAGCAGGAGGCGACAACAUGCUCCAGCACUGAGCAGGACCUGGGGAGUGAACCUGGACCAGGGUCCGGAGAGCAAGUGGAGGCUCAAGGGGAUUCAGGAGAGGAACAGCGAAGAGAGGUGUGUGGAGAUGAACUUCCGGAGCAGGAAGAGGCGGAGAAUCUUCAGGGGCAGGAGCUGGAGGACACAGAGACUCUUCCUGGUCAACAGCGGCAGGAAGAGGUGGGCCAUGAUGAGCGAGAGGCGGAGCAUGGUGUGGGAGAGGCGGGGCAUGGUGAGGGAGAGGCGGAACAUGCUAGGGGAGAGGCGGGGCAUGGUGAGGGAGAAGAGGGGCAUGGUAAGGGAGAGGCGGAGCAUAGUGGGGGAGAGGCGGGGCAUGGUGAGGGAGAGGCGGACCAUGGUGGGGGAGAGGUGGAGCAUGGUGAGGGAGAGGCGGACCAUGGUGGGGGAGAGAUGGAGCAGGGUGAGGGGGAGGUGGGGCAUGGUGAGGGAGAGGCGGAGCUCACCCAGAGGGCUGUGGACAGCCUGACUGAGGAGAGGGAUGGGCUCUUAGCUCAACUGGAGCUGAGAGACAAGGAGUUGCGUGAGGUAAUGUGGCUGAAGGCUGAGCUGGAGCGAGGGCAGGAGAGCAUGGCCCUGACUGAGCAUGCCCUGCGCCUGGAGAUGGAGGAGGCCAUUGUAAGCAGCCGUCUGCUGGAGGAACGCCUCCACAGCUCGGUCACCGAGUCCCGGUCAAAGGAUGUGAAGGUUGAGGCCCUGCAGAAGGACUUGGACGCCCUGCAGCACUGCUUGUCUGAGCAGGAAGCCGAGGCCCGAGCGGUGCGAGAGCAAGGCUGGGAGAGCGAGCAGGCAGUGGCUAGGCUGAGCCAGGGCCUGAGUGAGAACGAGGCCCAGGCCGAGGAGCUACAGCGAAGCCUGGACAACACUGAGCAGCAGUUGGCGUUGGCCCGGCACAGCCUGACCCAGGAGGCCACCGAGGCCCAGCGGCUCCGCAUGGCGCUGGCUCAGAGAGAGGAGGAGGUCAGCGAGGUGACAGCCAGCCUCUCCGAGAAGAUGGUGGAGCUCAACGAGGACAAGUUUUCACUGGGGGAAGAGGUGAAGAGGCUGAGGGAGAGGCUGUGCCAACUGGAGGCCAGUCGAGGAGAGGUGGAUUCUCAACAUGAUGGCUCCCAGGGCGAGGGGCAAGUGUACCAGGCAGAGGCUGGUGAAGGAGGGACAGGGACCGCAGGUGAUCUCUCCCAGCGCGGCCAGGACGAGGGGCAAGCGGACAUCCCCAGAGGAGACCAGGCUGGAGAGGAGAAAGUGGGACUGGAGGAAGAGUUGGAGAAACUGAAGAAGGAAAAUGAACAGAUAAAGAGGAAGUUUCAGGCCUCUUUGGUAAAGAGGAAGGAGCUUCUGAAGAAGGUCAAGGAGUUGGAGAAGAGUGUGGAGCUUCAGACGUCACAAAGCCCCGCUCUGGGGAAGACUGACAGUGAUAACAACACAGGGUCUUCGGGGCAAGAGAGAGAGCCUGAGCUCACAGCCCCCUUGAACACCCAGAUUAUUGAACUGAGAAGAGAGCUAUCCUACAGGGAAGCGGAGUUUGGGGAUGUGAGAGUUGUUUUGCGAGAGCAGGAAGCUGCCAUGGGACAGCUCCGGAAGCUGGUGGGGGAUCUGAACCAGAGCCUGGAAGAGAGAGAGACCACCAUGAGCUGUCUGCAAACCACAAUCUCAGAGAAAGAUCUGACCAUCCAACAGCUGCUGGCGCAGCAUGAGGGAUUAUUACCCCCGGAAAAGCCAUCCACCAAACAGGUGGAGGGAGUAGACUCAGGAGGCGAAGGGCUGGAGACAGGCUAUCCUGGGGUGGAGGUGCUCGACCCUGUGACCUCUCUGGGAAGUGCGAGCGGCAGUGAGCUUGAGGCUAAACUCGCUGGGCUGGAACUGGACAGGGAACAGCUACAGAGGAAGCUAGAGGAAGCCUUGUCCUCACGGAAGGAGACGAUCAAGAAAGCUCAGGAGAAAGCCCGUCAUCACCGGGAGCAGGUCAGACAGCAGAAGGAGGAGUACUCCCUCCUGGCGGAGAGCCUGAGCCAGGAGCAGAGGGAGAAGGACAGCCUGCGUCAGGACCUCCUCAGCCUGAGAGAGCAAAUCCGCCAGGCAGAGGAGAGCCCCUCAGCCCCCAGCGAUCACCAAGACCUGACUGCCAUUCUGAGACAAAAGGACAAGGAGCUGGAACAACUUCAGCUUCGCCUGAAGGAAAAGGAGGAAGUCCGCAAGGAUCAGGGGCAGACGAAGCCUGGGGAAGGCCUGAGCGGAGAGCAAGGAUCCGAAGCAUCCCAUGGGGACAGACCAGAGGCCAGUGUGGAGGUCAGUGAGCAGGUCAGUGAGGAGCACCAGGCACCUUUGGAGAACAUGGAUUCUGGCUGGAGCCAGGACUGGGUGGACAUACCUGCUCCGGGGAUGGUCCAGGAUUCCAUGGGCGGGCUGGGAUCAGGACCGGGACCUGGAGAGCCGUUUGGAAGCGGAUCGAGGGGCGAUGUUGAGGGUGAGGCAGGUGGUCGUGAAGGAAAACCGUGGGAAUUGGUGGAUCGUGAUCAGAGGGCGAGGGAGGAGAGUGAGGAGCGAGUGGCGGAGUUAGAGCACACCUUCGGGCUGGAGAGAGAGGAGUUGCUGGGGGAGAUCGAAGCUCUGAAGGUGAAGUGUCAGGAGGCGGAGGUGUACACAGAAGACCUGAAACUGGCACUGGAGACAGCCAAGGCACACACCUCACUCUCUGAGGAACUCGCAGCAAUGAGCAAAGAGUACGAGGAACUGAAGGCGAUUUUGGGUCAAAGGGAGGAAGAAAUGGAACGUCUCCAUCUACGGCUGAAGGAACACGAGGAGUUGAUUGAAGAUCAGCGCCGGAGGAUCACCUCCGAACAAGAACUGGCCAAGGCUUUGCAGGACAGGAUGGGGGAGCAGCUGAAGGAACGGGAGGAGUUGCGAGCGGAGCUGCAGGAAGCCCGGCAACGGGAGGAGGAAGGCACACAGGAGGCCAGGUCCAGGCAGCAGAUACAGAGGAAACUCCAGGCCGCACUCAUCUCCAGGAAGGAGACCCUGAAGGAGAACAAGUCCCUGAAGGAGGAGAUGGCUGGCGCGGAGCGAGACAAGGAAGAGCUCACUGGCAAAAUGGCCGACUUGGAGCGGAUCUCCUCAGCCCUCAGGAGGGAGAGCGAGGAGACGGCUCUCAAGAUGUCCAGCCUUCGGGAGCAGAACGGAAAGCUGAUCGAGGAGGUGGACAAGGCGCUAGACGAGAACUACAACCUGAACUCCUCGUGUGAGAGCCUGAAGCUGGCUGUGGAGGGGGUGUUGCGGGAGAAGGACAGCCUGGAGCAGGAGAUGGUGUCCCUGAAGGAGGUCCAGGCCGGGCAGAGGCGGGAAUGGGAGAGCAAGCGGGCUGAGCUCCAGCAGGAGUACGAGACCCUCCUGCAGGCCUACGAGAACGUGGGCGGGGAGACGGCCAGGCUGGGCCGGGCCCUGGACGUGGCCAAGCAGGACAGGCAGGAGCUGCUGAGCCGGCUGCGGGCGGGCGAGGCUGGCACCCGGGAGCUGGAGGCACGGCUGGAGGAGGCCGCCCAGGAACAGGAGAAGACCCGGGAGAAGAUGAGGAAAUUCGCCAAGUCCAAGCAGGUGAAGAUCCAGGAGCUGGAAGAGGAGAUUGCGGCGCUCCAGGUAAAAGGACAACCCGGAACACCGGGAACGCCGCCAGCCGCGCAGACGGUUCCCGGGUCGGCAAACGAGGCAGACGGACGAUGGGAGGACAUCACCGGGGAGUUGGCCACCAGGAAUCGGGAACUGAUGGCGGAGCGUGAAUCCUUGGAAGAAGAAGCCAGGAUGUUGCGGUUGCAUCUGGCAGAUGCGGAGGAGAAGCUGAAGGAGAGCCUGAGGAGAACAGGAAAGGACGAAGAGACCCAGGAACGGGACGUCACAUCACAGGAUGUGACCUCACAGGAAGAGGUCCCCCCGGCCGGCCACCCCGAGAUGAAGGUCAAGGUGGAGUUUGAGGGCAAGUUGGGAUCCAACUGGACCUCACCCGCCGGGUCCACACUCGCUCCUAAAGCUGACGGGAGUGGGCAGCGCGCGUCCGAGCUGGAGAAGAGGGUGAGAGAGCUGGAGAGCCAACGUCAAGACACCAAGAAUGAGAUUCGAGCCUUAAUGGCGGCCAAGCAGGCCUGGGAAGAGGAGAGAGCGCGGAUGGAGGGGGAGAUAGAGAGGCAGCGGGAGGAGGUGAGGCGGGUGGAACAGUCGCUGUCUGAGCGAGAGCUGGACACCGGCCAGUGGCAGGAAAAGGUGGCGGCUGCAACGAGGGGGAAGGAAACAGCCGAGGCGGAGAGAGACGACCUGGAGGAGAGAUUGAUGAACCAGCUGGCGGAGCUGAACGGUAGCAUCGCUAAUUACCAGCAGGAGCUGGAGGUGAGUGGCAGGAAGGUGUGUGAACUAGAGGUGAUGGCCCAGAAUCAGGGCAGGCAGGUGGGAGAGCUGGAGGAGGAGAUCAGGCAGCUGAGGAGAAGUAAGGCCGAAGGGGAGGACAGGAUGCGCAAGGAAUUUGAGCAGAAAGUGAAGUCCAUCCAACGGGGGCGAGACGGGAGCAAGACCCACAACGCUGAACUACAGGAGCUGCUGAGGGAGAAACAACAGGAGGUGAAACAGCUUCAGAAGGACUGUAUCCUAUACCAGGAGAGCAUCAGCCAUCUACAGAGGAGCCUCAAGGCCCUGCAGUUCGUGCAGGACGAGACGCAGAAGGCAUUGGACACUGCCAAGAGAGAGGCGGCAGAUAGAGACGAGGACAGCCGGAGAGCGAGGGAGGAGCUGGCCGCCUUCAGGGUCAGGCUGGACGACACACAGAGUGAGGCGGGUAGGGUCUUGGCGGACAAUGUCAGGCUCCGGGAGGAGGUCAAGGCCGGGGAGAGCAAGGCUCAGGGUCAGCUGGCCAGGAUGGAGAAGGAGCUGAACAGCAGGCUGGAGCUGGAGAAGGAAAAGUGCAGGAAGGAGGUGAGGAAUGCCCAGGAGAGAGCGGAGGGCCUGGAGCGGGAGAAGGCGCACACAGAGGCCACCGUCCGCGAGCUCAGAGACACUCUGGAGGAGAAGAGGGAGGAGGGCAAGCGACUGCAAACCAGCUUCAACGAGAACCUGGCCAAGUUGGCGGCCUUCACACGCAGCAUGUCCUCGCUGCAGGAUGACCGGGACAGGAUCAUCGAUGAGUCGAGGAAGUGGGAAACCAAGUUCAACCAGGAUAUGGUGAGGAAGGAGGAGGAGAUGAGGAGUGGGCAGGAGGAGGUGGCCAGGUUGAAGGAGGCCUUCAGACAGAGCACCAUCCAGGGCGAGGAGCUGGAGCUCAAGCUCUCCAGGUCGGAGCUUGCGGAGCGGGAAUGGGAAUCGCACCUGGAGUCAGUGGAGGCCAGUCACCGGCUGGUGGUGGGGAGGCUGGAGGAGGAGGUGAGCGAGCGGGUGGCCAGGCUGGAGGAGCUACAGAGACUGUACGCAGACUGCGAGAGCGAGGUGCGGAGGCUGAGCGAGGAGGCCAGGGGGCUGCAGGAGGAGGCGGCCACGCUACGGAGCCGGGCAGAGACGCUGAUGGAGACCCAGGACCGACUGGAGGUCAGGCUGAGGGAUAGCGAGGCCGAGGCACAGGGCUUGAGGCUGACGUGUGAGCAGCUGAGCUCAGACCUGCAGACCUCCAAGGCACUGACCGACCAACUGCAAGCGGAGGCGGGGGAGACGGAGGGGAAGAUCGUGGCUCUGCUGGAGGCCAAGGAGGCCGCAGUGGGCAGUGCGGUGAGUGAGCUCCAGCAGCAGCACGCCGGGGAACUGGAGCAGUGGGAGGCACGUCUCCGAGAGGCUGAGGGGGAGCGAGACCAGGCAGAGCAGGCCCUGAGGGAGCUGCAGAGCGUGGCUGAGACCCUGCGGGGGGAGCUCAGGCUGAGCAGCGAGGAGACCCAGAGACACAAGGACAAGAUGCUCACCUUCAGCAAGUCCAUGGCCUCGCUGCAGGCUGACCGGGAGCGUGUGCUGGCUGAGCACAAGGAGCUGGAGAGCCGGCACAGGGAGCUGGGGGAGCUGAGAGACCGCCAGGCGGGGGAGGGGGUCGAGGAGACCACGCAGCUCCGAGAGCAGCUGCGGGAGCUACAGGCUCGCAUGGACGACACCAACUCAGAGAACGCCAAGCUGAGCGCACAGCUGGUCCGUUACAGAGAGGACCUCAACCAGGUGAUUACAAUGAAGGACUGUCAGCACAAGCAGGUGCUGAGCUCUCACGUGGAGCGGGUGAGAGCAUUGGAGGGGGAGAAGGCAGAGGUGAGGGAGCAGCUGGGAGAGGCUGAGAGCAGAGAGCAGCAGCUCACACAGCUCCUGGAGUCUGUGACGGGGGAGAAGGAAUCUCUGAGCGGCCAGUUAGCCUCACUGGAAGGUACGGUGUUGGAGCUGAGGCAGGAGGUGGAGAGCCUAACCGGGGGAGGACCUCUGAGAGUCCUGCAGGACCAGCUGGAGGGGAAGAGCGCGGAGGCUGAGGAGCUGCGGGGCGGACUGGCCAGGGCGGUGACAGAACGGGACGAGGCCAGAAGCAAGCUCCAGGCAGCAGAGGCCAGACACAUGGAGGAGCUGAGGAGACAGGAACGAGACACUGGCAUCAUGAGAAACGAGACGGAGACGGCGGAGGAGAGGGUGGCCGAGUUGGCUAGGGACCUGCUGGAGAUCGAGGAGAGGCUGCGGCAGGUCAUGGAGGAGCGGGAGGGCCUGAGGGCACAGAACCAGGCCUUUGGCAAAGCCAUGGGGUCUCUCCAGCACAGCCGGGACCAGCUCCUGGCACAGCUGGAAGAGGGGAGCAACAAGGAUGCUGAGGCUCGGUGUCGGGCGCUGGAGGAGGACAAAGCUGGGCUGACUGCACAGCUGGACGGCUUUGCCAGGACAGUGAUGGCCCUGCAGGGCGAGCGGGACAGGCUGAGCGACCAGUUGGCAAGAGGCUGGAGGAUACAGGAGGCCAGGCAGGGGGCGUCACCGGGCACCGUCAGCUCCCCCCCCACCACCACCGCUGCCGAGGCACAGAGUCUCCGCAAAGCACUGGCCGCUCUACAGGAUGACCGGGACCGACUGCUGAAGGAGCUGCGACAGCUCCGGGCGGAGCGAGUGCGAGCGGGAGAGGAGUCGGAGUUGCGGGCACAGCUGAGGCAGCUGGAGGCACAGCUGGAGGAGCAGCGAGAGUGCCGGGAGCGAGCGGACCAGGACAACGCCGAUCACCACCGGCAGCUACAGCAGUUCAGGGAUGAGAAGCAGGUACUGGAGCAGCAGAUGGAGAGGUACCUGGUGACCAUGUCGGACAAGGACAGGGAGAUCAGCGAGCUCCAGGCUCACAGCCACACACAGCAGGUGGAGGUUGAGAGGCUGGAGACGGAGCGGAGUGGCCUGACCUCACAGCUCAACGCCUGUCUGACAGAGCUUCACCACAGAGAGCUCCGCAUCCAGCACCUCAACAGCAAGAUGGCCCAGGUGUACGAGGAGAGGAACACUCUGGCCGCUCAGGCGAGGAGGAACGGCCAACACCAGAGGGACACACAGCAGCAACUCAACCAACUACAGGCCCAGCUCCACACUGCCCCUGGCAAGAGCGAGUCCUCUGUGGACACAGCCCCUGGGGGGCCACAGGAGAUUCGGGGACCAGAGCUGGAGAGCGGGCAGACGGAGUGCGGAGAUCUCAAACUCAGGCUGGCUGAGGCUAGGCGGCUGCAGGAGCGAGCAGAGGGGGAUGUCGAGCGAAUGAGGCUCAUCCUGGCCGAGGAGCAGGAGAAACGGCUGGGAACAGAGGAGGCCCUGCUCGCCAGCCAGCAGCAGCUCCGCAGCGCUGAGCUGAGCGAGUGGGUGAAUGCCCAGGAGGAGCACGCCAUGCUGAUCGAGCUGCCCCACACCACAACAAGCAGCCGGACCCGCAGUAGCUCAGGAACCAGGUGUCUGCGCUCCCUGUGCUUCCCUCGCUCCAGGAACAAGGUGCUGUUGUCCAUCUACAUGCUGGUGCUCCACGCCGCGGUGCUGCUGUGUGUGACCGGGGUGCUGUGAGCACAGAGAACCUCCCACCCCCCCCUAUUGUUGGGUUGGGUUAACAGCCCAUGUGCAGAGGCACACAGCCAGGGAGUCAAUGGAAAAGUUUGUCUCGAAUUCCCUCAGCACGCAGGCGGUUGUACACCGUUACCCCAACCCAACCCAUCAUUUUGCACAUUGGGGCAGAUUAGCCCAGCCUAGUUCUCGGGGCAUGUGAUUUUGCCCUUUCUCCUGCUUGGUGUUUUUCAGUGGGUAUUUGUGAGGGGGUGGUGGGGGGUGGGGGGGAAGCGACGAUUAUCAUUGAGGGGGUGAAAUCAUUGUGUGUCGCUCCACGGCACAGACACAACACACAGGAAAGGGGUUCGGGGUUACAGCCCAGAUAUCACAGCAUUUUGGCAGGGAGAGGAACUGGGUGUGGAGCUUUAAACCCCAUCAUUAUCCCCCAAUCCCCACUCAGAGGGUUUUGUCUGCCUCUCACACGGUGGGGUGGGGGGGGAGGAGGUUGCUCUAUGCUUUUCCCGAUCCCCGGGAUCAGAGCUUGAUCCCCACCUCACUCUCUGAGCCAGGAUGUAGUUGCUGAGAAUGGCGACACUUGGCGAGUGGUGGUGGGGGGUGUCAGUGACCCUGGGGGGGGAGUUUGAAGCAACACAUUGAUUAUCGCCUGAGUCGUGUCUCCCCUAUACAAGUGCCUCCCGGCUGCUCUUUGGGGCCGGGAUCAGGGGUUCCUUCUUUCCGCCUUCCCCCGCCCCCACCCCCUGGUCCAGGGGAAUCUCACUGAUCAUUCUUAGCUGAACAACAUCCCGGGGGGUGGUUCUGACACACGGAAACCCAUCGCCGUGCUUAAGAGUCUCCAAACCAGCCCGAGCUCCACAUAUUUGUCGUCAUCUACACAUGGAAAUCUCCCUGUGUCUGGAAUGGAAUGUGCUCUCU